Molecule: messenger RNA, 714 nt
Organism: Scedosporium apiospermum
Lineage: Eukaryota; Fungi; Ascomycota; Sordariomycetes; Microascales; Microascaceae
Exons: 3
Coding region: 1-714 (237 amino acids)
Source: RefSeq, a predicted model, not a curated record
AUGUCAAUUCCUUUAACCAGGUUAGGCGGACACGCCUUCAACCACCGCACCAGCGUAGACAUCGAGGCUGAGUAUGACCGCCUUCGGGACCUAGCGCGAGAGGAGGCUGAGAAGCGCAACGACUGUUUCGCUCGCUCGCGUCAAGCCUACGAAAACGGCGAUGGCGCCCGAGCCAAAGAGCUCUCCAACGAGGGCAAGCGCCACGCCUCCAAAAUGGACGACUACAACCGCCAAGCCGCUGACUUCAUCUUCCGCGAGAACAACGCCGAGGGCCGCGUCGACGAGGACUGCAUUGACCUGCACGGCCUCUUCGUAGAGGAGGCCGAGCGGAUCCUCGAGGACCGGAUCAGGGCGGAGAGGUCGCGUGGCGCGUCGCACUUGCACGUCAUCGUGGGGAAGGGGAAUCAUUCGGCGAAUCAUGUGCAGAAGAUUCGGCCGAGGGUUGAGCAGGUUUGUAGGGAGAUGGGGUUGCACUAUAGGACGGAGGAUAACGAAGGGAGGAUAUUUGUUGAUUUGAAGGGCGGUGCGCAUGGUGGGGGUUCGGAGUAUCAUCGCCCGGAGCAUGGUGGACAGCAGCAGUAUCAUGGGAAGCCUCAUGGUGGGUACCAAGAGCAUCACGGUGGUCAGGGUCAUCCUCCCCAGAAGGAGGAGGAGUUCGAUCUCGUUGGUGCCAUCUUCAAGAAGUUGGAGAAGGUGUGCUGCGUUGUCAUGUAG